Messenger RNA from Leptopilina heterotoma, 831 nucleotides. RefSeq names its product putative nuclease HARBI1. The coding region runs from base 1 to 831 and encodes 276 amino acids. The record is from RefSeq and is a predicted model, not a curated record. Lineage: Eukaryota; Metazoa; Arthropoda; Insecta; Hymenoptera; Figitidae. The transcript is spliced from 4 exons.
AUGAUAGAAGAAGUUUGUUCAGUUAUUUGGGAAGAACUGUCACCAUUUUACUUAAGAAAUAGAACAUCGAGAGAAUGGAAAAUAAUUGCUGCCGGAUAUCGAUCUAAAUGGGAUUUACCACAUUGCAUCGGAGCGUUAGAUGGGAAGGAGGUAGCAAUAAAAUGUCCACCACAUUCUGGGUCUUUAUUCUUUAAUUAUAAAAAGUUUUUCAGCAUAAAACUUCUCGCUAUUUGCGACGCAGAAUGUCGUUUUACAUGGGUUGAAGCUGGUGAUUGUGGUUCUCAAAGUGACCUAGCGUCUUUUCGAAAUACUGAUUUUUUCGAUGCCUUAAGAAACCAAGAGUUGAAUAUACCUCCAAGCUCAAAACUGCCUCGCUCAAACAUAAGGAUGCCUUACUUUUUUGUAGGUGAUGAAAUAUUCACCUUACAAACUUUUUUAAUGAUUCCAUUCGCUUGUCGUAGACCACUCACUAAUACACAAAAGCAUUAUAAUUACAGAUUAGCAAGGGCUCGUCAUACAAUUGAGGCUGCUUUCGGCAUUCUAACGGCUAUGUGGCAAAUUUUAAAGCAGCCAUUGAAAUAUCAUCUGGAAACUUCAAUUAAAGUUGUAUUGGCAACUGUUUGCCUCCAUAACUUUGUAAUAACGAGGAAGCUACAAAGAGGAGAGAGGAUAGAUAUUCCUGUAUUUAGGCGUAAUGCAGAUGACCGUGCAAUGAAUGAAGAAGAGGAGGAUGAGAACGCAGAACACGAGAGGAUUCCAAGAAAUGCGAUGGAUCAGCUUCAAUUAUUAACGAGAUAUCUUAAUUCUAAUGCUGGUGCAAUGCGUAAUUAA